AUGAAAAAGCCUGCAUCUACCACCUAUCAUGAGGAACUCUUUAGAGAAACCAGCAAGACUGCCCAAGCAGCCACUGUUGACAACAUCAAUGAGCAUCAGCUUACUUUGGGACAAGUCUUCAAGAAACACCCCGCCCUUAUUGGCUGGUCCUUCUUCUGGUCGAUAUGUGCCGUCGGAUCGGGGUUUGAUGCUCAGAUUAACGGAGCCAUGAUUUCCGUUGCCUCCUUUCGAAAGGAUUUUGGAUACCAGACUGCCUUCAACAUGAUCAGCUCAGUCAGCAUGCUAUUCGGUGGCUUUGCAUGUAGCACACUUGCGGACAAAUGGGGUCGCCGUACAGCACUGAUGUGUGGUAUUAUACUGUGUACCGGAGGACCACUUUUUUGUGGUGAGAUUGCCCCCGUCGUUCUUCGAGGUAUCUCAACGGCCGGCAUCAACCUCGGAAUAGCUAUCGGCCAGCUCCUCUCCAAUGCUGUCGUAAAGGCGUUUGGCGAAAGGACUGACCGCUGGGCGUAUGCUGCACCCUUCGCUAUCCAACUGUUCUUCUGUCUAUUCCUCAUGUGUGGGUUGCCUUUCGCGCCAGAAUCGCCAUGGUACCUAGUCAGAAAUGGGAAAGAUACCGAGACCCUCCGUGCGUUACAGAAACUUUGGGGCAAGGAUACUAACGUUGAGGACAAACUUGCGGCUCUUAAGACCACCAUCUCAGAAGAGAACAACCAGAAAGAGUCUAGGUUUCUCGAUUGUUUCCGAGGUACCAACCUGGUUCGGAGCUGCAUCUCAACUGGUGUUUUUGCUUGCCAACAUUUUGCCGGCAUCGUUUUCGUCCUCGGUUUCUCGACAUACUUCUUCCAACUUGCUGGUUUAGAUACCAGUCGAUCUUUCGAUCUCGGUGUUGGCAUCACAGCUUGCGGUGUAGCAGGCAACAUUACUAGUUGGUUCGUGGUCGACACGUACGGUCGACGUAAAGUAUUCAUUGGUGGCAUGGCUGCACUCACUACCCUCCUAUUGCUGAUUGGAAUUAUGGACGUUAUUCGGAUAGGUCCUUCAAAGUGGGUACAGGCUUCCUGUACUGUCAUUUAUGCCUUUCUAUACUUUAUGACCAUCGGCGCCAUGGCAUUUGUGCUUCUCGGAGAGGCGUCGUCCAUGGGACUUCGAGCCCACACCACCGCUCUUGCCACCGCCACUCAAUCUAUUCUCGGAAUUAUUAUGAAUAUCGCCAUUCCAUACAUGGUUAAUCCGGACGAAGGAAAUCUAAAAGGUAAGGUCGGCUUUGUGUUUGGCGGCCUUGCCGCUAUUGCUACUCUCGGUGCAUGGAUCUAUGUCCCAGAACUCAAGGGGCGUACAAAUCGUGAGAUUGAUAUGCUUUUUGCGGCUCUUAUUCCUCCAAGGAAGAUGGGCUCGUAUCAUCUUGAUCAGGAGGUCGCAUCAGAUGCAAGAAUGACCAUGAAGCGAAUCCAGGCUUGA
Bipolaris victoriae FI3 is the source of this 1461-nucleotide messenger RNA. RefSeq lists its product as hypothetical. Bases 1 to 1461 code for a protein of 486 amino acids. Gene Ontology annotation, cellular component: membrane. The transcript is spliced from 4 exons. Gene Ontology annotation, molecular function: carbohydrate:proton symporter activity. NCBI's taxonomy places the organism in Eukaryota, Fungi, Ascomycota, Dothideomycetes, Pleosporales, Pleosporaceae. Gene Ontology annotation, biological process: carbohydrate transport; transmembrane transport. The record is from RefSeq and is a predicted model, not a curated record.